This is a messenger RNA of Bombus pyrosoma, 6189 nucleotides long. It is a transcript of the gene inaE, whose product is annotated as diacylglycerol lipase-alpha. Lineage: Eukaryota; Metazoa; Arthropoda; Insecta; Hymenoptera; Apidae. The record is from RefSeq and is a predicted model, not a curated record. The transcript has 15 exons. Gene Ontology annotation, biological process: lipid metabolic process. Bases 1677 to 4874 code for a protein of 1065 amino acids. Gene Ontology annotation, cellular component: dendrite membrane; postsynaptic membrane.
UUAAUACGAUGAAAGUACUCUAAAUCGCGAAUAUUACGGGUUUUCUGCAGUCUAAGGAGUGUGUCGUAUGCAUAGCUAUUUUGGCAGACAUUGAUAGCUUGAUUAGUAUCGAUCUUGCGUACAAAUGAAGAUAUCAGUUAGAGAUUAAGAAUAAUUCCAGUAGGCGAAAUUGCGCAUAUUAGAUUCGUUAAUCUGUUAAAUUUUGAUUAAAUUAAUGCUAAAUAAGAGAAUCUUUCAUCACGCAGUGACAAAGCAUGGUUUCAUUUAAUUUCUUCUAUAAAAAUUUACCUUUGAAGCAGUUACGAUUGGUGUAAACAGAGCGUUGCAUCACUCUUUUUAGGAUUCCAUUCUGAACAAACAAUUUGCUCGGUCUUUAAGUUCUCGCGGCCCUCUUAGUAGAUUUCGUUCAUUUCGCUAAACGAGUUGCCGCGAAUGCGGUAAAAAGAUCUCGUCCCUUAGUUUGAUCAAAUUCUUGCGCUUCUCGGCUGCGGAUGGAAAGGAUGAUUUCAGAAGCGUGCCGACACUGCUUAAAAGAUUUACCGAUCUCCGGAGAAUUCUCAAGGAUUUUAACUACUUUCCAUAGUGUGAACCACUUUCGUUCCUGACACGAUGAAAAUAAUUUAAAUGUUAUCCUUCGUAUAAUCGUAACAUUCGACCCUAAAAACGAUACAUAAAUUCCUAUGGAGAAAUAUUGUCUAUGGAAAAGUUGUAAUAUCGGAGAUGAUUUAAUAUGUAGAAGUCUAUAUGUACAUGUCUUUAUUAUCUCGUUUCCUUCCAUCCGCAUCCCACGGAACUGUAUUCUCUUUUUGUCCUCCAUUGUUCUACGACGCGUAUUCUUCUCCUAAGGGAGGUAAAAUCAGUCUGUGACUCACAAUGGUUUUGCGAAACAAUAUCUUUUAAAACGAAUAGAAUAUUCGUUAACUUCGUCCUCACCAAUAAUAUCGCUAGAAUACAAGAUUUGAACAAAAUUGAAUUAAUCAAAUCGUUUAACAGCUCGACAAAAUUCAAAACCGUAGGCUAUCUUGCGUAAUUCGUGUUACAUUGCCAGUAUCCGAGUGGCUCUAAGGAGAUCUAAAGAAACGUUCUGCCGAAGAAGGUCUAUCGUGCGCGAUCUUUUGAUUGACAUUUAUCGCAUUUACGAUAAGAAUAUCACGGUAGCAGUGUGUGCCUGUGAUCUAAGCGAAUAUCGCGCGCUUCGUCGCAUUAAUCAUUGCAUUCGUUUUCCUUUUGAAAUCCAGUAAGGACGAUUGGUAUGUACAAGAGGUUUCUCCGUAAGAUAAUUCACGACUCAGUUGAAACAGUGUCUUUAACGUGAUUCAGUUUCCACAUCGUGGACAGAACGCGAUGUGUUGUCGUCGUGUCGCGAAUGAAGGCUCGUUCAUUCGAGGGGGACAGUGCUCGAGAGGUUUCCGAUAAAAUUCGCUAGCGAGGAGGAUGGAGAGAAUUCGUGGUCCGCCGGAACACAGUUACAGAAAUGCGCGUCGACGACGACCUCGACGAGGCGACCGACGUUCGUGUCGAUUUCCAAAGAGAUCUCGGAGCAGAGUUCAAGUUCGUAUCGCUCGGUGAUUCGAGGACGAAAGCCAGUGAUUGCGUCCCUCGCUGAUCGGUGGAUCAUUGAGCGUCUUGGCUGAUUGAAUGGGAAAUAGAAACGACCAAAGGAUCCUGAAGAAGAUAUGCCUGGUAUCGUGGUAUUCCGGCGCCGAUGGAGCGUCGGCAGUGACGACCUCGUCGUGCCCGGUGCUUUCCUGUUCAUCCUGCAUCUGAUAUGGAUGACAGUACUGAGCAUCCUACUCGGAGUCCUCGAUUGGAAUCGCAAUAUUUUCUGUGUCUUUCUACUGUGGGAAUACUUCGUGGGAUACUUAGUCAUUUUCGUGUUAUCCAUGAUGGUAGAAUUUUCCAUCUGCUUUCUGGCUACAAGGGGAAGCAUCCUGGACACUGCAGCCAGAGCGCCAAUGCAAUAUAUUCUCUAUGUUCGACUUCUGCUUUUAUUGGUAGAAGCUGGCUGGUUGUGCGCAGGUAUAACGUGGUUAACGCAUUUCUACCAAAGCUGUACCAUCGGCCAAGUGAAAGAUGUAAUGUUAGGUUUAGUGGUAUCAAAUUGGUGCGUAUUGGCGUCGGUGAUGGUAACGGUGUGGUGCACAUACGACGCUGCGGGUAGAUCGUGGGUAAAAAUGAAGAAAUAUCAACGCAGCAUGAGGGAAGCGGAAUCGAGAUGCGGUAAAUUGCAUUACAACCGAAGCGGUAGCAGAAACAGAAACUGGCGGCAGAGAAAAGUUAUACGAGCGUACCAGGAUAGCUGGGACAACAGAUGCAGACUUUUAUUCUGCUGCAUGGGCAAUUCCGAUAGGAAUCGAAAUUCGUUCGCAGACAUCGCCAGAUUAUUGAGCGACUUUUUCCGAGACCUUGACGUGGUUCCAUCGGACGUGGUCGCCGGUCUGGUGUUAUUGAGAAAGUUCCAAAAAAUCGAACGGGAACUGAUAGUGAAGCAACGAAAGAACGAUACGUACGAGUUUCUAUCCGGCGUGCCAGUUACACCUCGCACUAAAUUCCUGUCCUUGACCGAGGAUGGUGAUCUGGGCCACUUUCAAUCGGCCAUUCAUUACAUGCACUUUGCCCUCGCUGCUUACGGCUGGCCCAUGUUCCUCAUUAGCCAUUCCACCGGUCUUUGUCAGCUGUGCACGAGAUUAAGAUGCGGCUGCUUCCCGUGCGGCAGGCACGAAGACGAGGCGACCGUUGUGGAAGACAAUUGUUGCCAGUGCAAUUACGCCGCACUAAGAAAGAUGGUUGACGUCGCUGAGGUGGAGGUCAUUUAUGCGACUUUUCACGUCGACGUCGGUGAGACGCCGUUCUUCGUCGCGCUCGAUUACACGAAGAAAAAGGUUGUCGUUAGUAUACGAGGAACUCUCAGCAUGAAGGAUGUAUUAACGGACUUAAACGCGGAGGGUGAAGUGUUACCAUUGUCACCACCGAGGGAGGACUGGUUAGGCCAUAAGGGUAUGGUCCAAGCAGCCGAAUACAUUCGAAAGAAACUACUCGAAGAGGAAAUUAUAUCCCGCGCGCUUGCCAAGGAUACGUCAAGGGGGACCCAUCAAUUUGGUCUGACACUCGUCGGUCAUUCUCUGGGAGCUGGUACAGCAGCUAUCUUAGCGAUUUUGCUUAAACAAGACUAUCCUGACCUGGUGUGCUUCUCGUUCGCUCCACCGGGUGGUCUCUUGAGCAUGCCUGCUCAGCAAUACUCACAGGAAUUUAUUACAUCCGUAGUAGUUGGGAAAGAUGUCGUACCUAGGAUAGGUCUUAGACAGAUGGAGAGCUUAAGAGCUGAUCUUAUCAAUGCCAUAAAAAGGAGCGUCGAUCCGAAGUGGAAAACGAUAGCGUGCUCGGUGAUGUGUUGCGGUUGUGGUUCCACCCCUACCUCGGCUGCGAAUUUAGAAGCUGGUGGAUGUAUCAGCGAGUAUCAGAGAGACAAGGACCUAGCUCGUUCGCAGACCGUUGUUCCGAGCGACUCCAGCAUCGCGUUGACAUUGCACAGGCCUCUGUAUCCACCUGGUCGAAUCAUACACGUUGUUCGACAUCAUCCCAACAAGGGAGAACAAAUGUUACACAAACAUGAACCGGUAUACCAAGCGCUUUGGGCAGGACCGUGCGACUUCGACGAGGUGUUGAUAAGCCCGGUGAUGAUACAGGACCAUAUGCCGGACAAUAUGCUGAAAGCAUUGAACAAGGUUGUAACGACCCUGGGACCGGCGAAGCCACAGAGGCUGGCUUCCGGUCACGCAUCAUCGACGGAGCCGUCGGAGGCACGCGAGGCCGUCGAGAUCCAGGAGAUGGAGGUGGAACAGGAGAUGAGAGCGUUACUCUCUUCAUCCAGCCCCGUAAAGUCGCAUCCUAGCAACCUGGCUGGGACGCCACCGCACAAACUCUGCCUGGAGACAAGCUUCACGUCGUUGCAAAGCCCCUCGGAGUUUCCUCAAGCUGGUCGCGAGCUGAGCGUCGACUCCAGGGGAAUUCCAUGGGAAUACGUCAGUCUGGCCAGCGAAUUGCUCAACACGCCCAGGGCCGACGAGACUAAAUCAUCGAAUCGUCGAGGCGACUGGGACGAGAGCUCUCGAACGGCGCCACUAGCCACGCCGGAAACUCUCUCGGAGGCGUCGAGCAGUCCACCAUCGCCGGUACCACCACCGAGACCGAUGAGGCGUACACCCAAGAUUUCGGGAAACUUGUCAACGGCGGCGGACGACUUGAAGAACAAUCUUCACUUCGCUAUGCUCUCGGCGAAGAAUUACUUCCUGAGGGAAGGGAACAACGGCAGUAACACAAGCAGCGGCAACAGCGAGGCGAGCUACGAAAGCGCCAAGAGCUUAACCGCUGGUCUUCCGCCGCCAGUACCGAGAAGACGGGACUCUGUUAUCGUCAGGAGAGAGCAAAGAGUGUGCACAGCUGCCUGCUGCAGAGACGAUUUGUCCGAAAACUCCUCGUCGCAAGCCUCUUCCCAUUCAUCUAGGGCGUCUCAAACGUCGAAUCGGGUUCAAUCAGGUUUCCCCGUGGAGGAACACGAAACGAAUGGAUCCAGCUUGGACUUUUUCGAAGCAAAAGGUUCUUCUGGACAACGUGAUAGCAGUAACGACGUGUUCCUCAGUGUCAGAAGUUCCCCAGAGUGUAAAGGUUUGAUGGCACCAGCUACGGAUUUAGGGGCAGAGUGGAAAAAGAAGUUUGACGCGACAGGACUGCCUGGUGAUGCUUCGUUACCUCUUCUGCGUGGACUAUCGCCGACACCUACGCACGGGCAACAUAGUUCGCCAUUUUUCAACGCGAAACGCAAGAAAUACGUUUAUCCGAUUACGCUGGUUGGUCGAGGCGAAAGUAGCGUUUAAUUGCAAAAUGUUAGACCGACCGGGGACCAUAGAAAUGAGAUGGGAUAGAUUUAAAGUGUCUGUGCCAAUGUCACAUUCUUCAGUGUGAUCGUUUAGAAUCAUUCCCUUAAACCCUUGGGUGGAUGAACAUAUGAAAUAUUCUAAAAUGAAGGGGCCAUAUAUCUAUGUUGCCUCUUUUUAUACGAUCUUUCACUGAAGUAUGAAGACAGUAAACGGAAACUCGAUAUGUAGAGAAGUUCUGAAAUUUCUCGAAUAAUAGAUAGAUAGUCAAAUUCGAAUAAUAUGAUUUUUAUCGUAGUAUAAAAAUACUACUUAUUGUUUUCCUUUUUGUACAGCCAUUUCUCGAAUGAGACGAAAUAUUUUCUGAUUCAGAACGUUUUCUGCCAACUAAAUGAUAAACCAAAGGACAAAUAAGAUACAGAGUUAAUUACAUAUACAUUAAAGAUCUAAUAAAUAAAUAUACAUAUAUAAAGACAAAUAAGAAAAUUAGCAAAAAGGCAGCGGAUUAUAUGAAUGACGAUUUACACGAAUGAAGAUGCCUUGUCACUCAAAAUAAAUAUCAACUUUUAAGGAUAACUUCUAAGAAUAUAGAUUCUUGUUCUUUUUAAUCUGUUGAUUGUUAUAACAUGGUAAAAACGUGUAAACGUCUAUAAAGAAGUUGCACUGGCCUACUCGUCAAUCGCAUUUAGUACCAGCUUUCUGUACAGUUUUUAAUAGAGUUGUAUGCAUGCAUUUUUGUACAGUUUUUAAUAGAGUUAACAAAGUGUGAUAUUGUCUAUAUGAUUUUGUCACUUAACAUUAUCUCUUUUACUUAAUGUUCGAGAUCUUUCAUUAUACGAUUGAACAAUACUUUCUAUUACAUUUUUUACUAAUCUUUCAAUGGAUGCAAAAAUGGGACUGAAAAGGUAUAUAGAUUACGCGUAAGAUGUAAAAUAUGUAGCUGGUAAGAAGAUAUAAUUAUGUAACAGAAAACUAUGAGCUACGAAACAUAAUUUUUAUCAACAAUCUUUUAAUAGUUGAAUCUUUAAAAUUACUGUAUUUAUGUAAAAAAAUAGAAAAAAUAUAUUUGAUCUAUUUAAUUUUUAGCUUACGCGAUAGAUAUUUAGAAAAUAUUAUACAUAUAAUAUAUAAAUAUUAGAGAAAUAUUGUAAGUGACAUUUGUAGAAUAUCAUUAGCAAAAAGUGAUACAUUGCAAAGUAAUUCAUUUAAUGUAUUAAAAUAUACUUUUCAAAAAAUAAAAAUGCCAAUUCAAUACUUUAUUUUUCCUCUCCUACUUUACUUUUUUAAUUUAAAAGCUGUUUUAUUAUAUCAACAU